Messenger RNA from Ornithodoros turicata, 1818 nucleotides. It is a transcript of the gene Spx, whose product is annotated as splicing factor 3B subunit 4-like. Gene Ontology annotation, biological process: positive regulation of mRNA splicing, via spliceosome. Gene Ontology annotation, molecular function: RNA binding. NCBI's taxonomy places the organism in Eukaryota, Metazoa, Arthropoda, Arachnida, Ixodida, Argasidae. The coding region runs from base 52 to 1395 and encodes 447 amino acids. The record is from RefSeq and is a predicted model, not a curated record. Gene Ontology annotation, cellular component: U12-type spliceosomal complex; U2 snRNP; nucleolus. The transcript is spliced from 10 exons.
UUUGACAAAAACAAGGCAGAAUUCCAGUCGCCAUCGUGAUCACUGAACAACAUGGCGGCGGGACCGAUCGCCGAAAGGAACCAAGAUGCCACCAUAUAUGUUGGUGGCCUCGAUGACAAGGUCUCUGACGCUAUCCUUUGGGAAUUAUUUGUUCAAGCAGGACCCGUAGUGAACGUUCACAUGCCAAAGGACCGAGUCUCCGGUUCACAUCAGGGCUAUGGCUUUGUCGAAUUUCUCGGUGAGGAAGAUGCCGAUUAUGCCAUCAAGAUCAUGAACAUGAUUAAACUGUAUGGGAAGCCUAUUCGUGUCAACAAGGCUUCAGCACACCAGAAGAACUUGGACGUGGGUGCCAACAUUUUCAUUGGCAACUUGGACCCGGAAGUCGACGAAAAGUUGCUGUAUGACACAUUCAGCGCCUUUGGAGUUAUCCUGCAGACACCCAAAAUCAUGCGGGAUCCAGAAACUGGUAAUUCGAAAGGUUACGCCUUCAUCAACUUUGCAAGUUUUGAAGCUUCCGAUGCCGCUAUCGAGGCCAUGAAUGGGCAGUACUUGUGUAACAGAGCUAUCACUAUCUCGUACGCAUUCAAGAAGGAUUCCAAAGGGGAACGUCAUGGUUCUGCAGCCGAACGUCUCCUGGCUGCUCAGAACCCCCUGGCCCACUCUGAUCGGCCCCAUCAACUCUUUGCUGAUGCCCCACCGACGCAGGUGGGAGCAGCGAGCGUUGGCAUGACUACUGCACCGCCUGCACCUCCUCCCAUGGGGCCAUUGGCUAUGUCUCAGGGUGGUGGCAUAAGCGUUCCACCCCCUCCUAUGCCAUCCAUGCCUCCACCCAUGCCUGGAGGUCUUCCUCCUUUGCCUCCCACUGGACUACCACCAGGUGCAUUCCGACCGAUGCCUCCACCAUUCCCGCCUGGAGGACCUCCACCCCCUCCAGCAUCAAUGGGAAUGCCGCCACCGCCCAUGCACCCACCCCAGGGCUUCGGCAUGAUGCCCCCACCACCCGGACCCCCGCCCGGUCACGACCGGAUGCCACCUCCACCGCCGAUGGGACCCCCUGGCAUGCCCCCGUUUCCCCCUCCGGGAAUGCGUCCACCACCACCUCCUCCCGCGGGCUUCGUGGGAGGACGACCACCAGCGCCGCCACCGCCCCCACCACCGGGCUUCGGACUGCCACCGGGCAUGAGGCCACCGUGGCCGCCAGGACCCCCCGGCGCACCGCCUCCACCCCCACCACCGAGGGCUGCACCCGGAGGGCCCCCACCACCUCCUCCGCCGCCCCCUCCGUCUGGUGCUCCCCCUCCCCCACCGCCUUCUGGAGCGCCGCCGCCGCCUUCGGGGGCUCCUCCUCCUCCCAGUGCACCUCCCCCACCUCCUCCCCCGCCAACCAGUGCAUAACACAGUUUGUUCAGUUUUUCUUAUUUCGUUUCAACAAUACCAGUCACAUUUUCAAAGCAUCUGUUUUUUUUUGUGUGUUUUUUUUUCGGAUACAGUCUUGGUCUGUUCCAGUUUACGUGUCAUUAUGCACUGUUGUGGGAACUUAUAUUUCGAUUGCACAAAUUAUCUGAAGACAGCAAUGGUCCAUGCCCUCCUAUCAUCAUCACGUUAGACAGUGUGAAUCCAAACCUUCACUAACCUCACAGAUACCUUUGUUAUCGAGCGCCCAUUUCAAAGUCCACCUCCCAAAAAGUGUUAACCUAUUUUGUGCAUUACAAUUGGCAUCUCAACAUUUCUCGCACAAUAAUGAGACCAUAGCCUUUGUACAGGUGUAACUGUAAUACGUUUAAUAUGACAUAAUAAAGGGUACACUGUGUAAAUAUA